UGCUCAGCUCCAGAUGUACGCGUGCGUGUCCAAGGAGAAUCUCCAUUUCUCCUUGGAGAAAGGAGAUGAAGAUUUGGGCGGUGGAUACAUCGUCCACGAUCUGUCGCAGCAGGUGGUCUUGCCUAGAUACCUUGCUUUCAAAGGUGACAACGGCAUGUACCUCUGCCCGCAGAUCAUCGAGCGCCAUGAAUACCUUCAGUUCUCAGCACGGGGCGUGGAUCAAGCCUUGGUCAACCGCGUCCACAGCAACCAGGACGGAACGUGCCGUAUAUGGUCGAACCACUUCGGCAGAUUCUGGCGGCGCAGCCCCAACUGGAUCUUCUGCGACUCCCCCGACGGCGCCACAAGCGGCGACGGCGUCGACGUCGACACGCUGUUCCGGGCAGUCAGUUUCGGCAGCUUCGUGGCGCUCCAGAGCCUCGGCAACAACUGGUACUGCAACAGGCUGACCACCGAAGGCAAGAAGAGCUGCCUCAACGCCGGGGCCCCAACCAUCACGGCGGAGGCAAGAUUACGGCUGGAAGAAGCCGUUGCUUCCCGUGAGAUUUACGACGUCGUCUUCGACCUCUCGCGGCCUAGAGUCCACGGGAAGACCCGCGUCGUCGGCAUGGCGGCUGCCUCUGCUCUCAACAACGCCGCCUCCGGCGACACGGCUCAACUCAGGCUAGAGUGCAGAGACACGGAGAAAAGGACCUGGGGUUCAAGUGUUACGGUGAACCUUGGUGUCGGGGCGAAGAUCCAUGCUGGCGUUCCGCGGAUCACCGCCGGUGGGAAUGUGGAGGUUACAGACGAGUUUAGUGGACCGUACAGCUGGGGAUCAUCCAUGGAGAAAGAAACAACCCAGGAUGUCGCCUACCAAGUCACCGUGCCCCCAAAGACUAGGGUAACGGUGUCCAUGGUGGCAACAAGAGCGUCCUGUGACGUUCCCUUCUCCUACAAGCAGAGGGACACACUGUUGGAUGGACAUCAAGUGACUCAUGAUAUGAACGAUGGCCUCUACAGUGGUCAAAAUUGCUUCGAUUUUGAGUUUGUAAUAACCAGCGAGGAAAAUAUCUAAUGUCAGUCUUAAUUGCUGAUGUGUGGAGUAUGGAUGAUGGUUUGACACAUAGGGUGGUUGUCCAGUGCGGCGAUGGUCGC
This is a messenger RNA of Triticum urartu, 1137 nucleotides long. RefSeq lists its product as uncharacterized. Lineage: Eukaryota; Viridiplantae; Streptophyta; Magnoliopsida; Poales; Poaceae. The record is from RefSeq and is a predicted model, not a curated record.